AUGGCAUCGCGAUUUCCUCCAUCUUCCGGGUUCAACUCCCGUGACCGAUCCCCUCAGCGCUUUGGGGAUCGUCGUCCCCAAGGCGCCCGUGGCCUCGACGAUGCCAGUCCUUCAUUCGGCAGAGAACCUCCGCGUGGCCCCCGUGCUUUAGUGGACUCCCCUCGAGGUGGUCCGUAUGGUGGUGGCGGCCGUGGCCGUGGAUAUGGUCGAGGCGACUUUCGAGACCGGGAUCGUGACCUUCGAGAUCGAGAUCGAGACCGCGACUUUCGAGACAACCGUGAUGGUCCCCCAUUUCGACGGGAUAUGGAUCGCGACUGGAAUCGCAGAGACCGAGAUUUUGACCCCAGAGAUAAUCGUGGUGGCUUCGGUCGAGGUCGCUCACGAUCCCCCACGCGCGACUUCCGCGACAUGAGAGAGCCCCCGGGUCGCGAUUUCGAUCUGGUGCGCAUGCGCCGCAAUUCCCGCGACAGUAUCCUUUCAGCUUCAUCCGGGGGUCCCGAUGGCCCACCUCCUAUCGUCAAUCACCGUGGUGGAGGCUCGAUUCGCGGACGUGGACGAGGUGAUUGGGAAGGUGGUCGAGGCCGAGGACGUCCUCUUUUCCAUGAUGAUCGUGACUUGUUUCGACGACGAAGCCGAUCUCGCGAUGCAUGGCGAGAUCGUGCGCGAGACAGGAUACCUGACCGUUUACCCGAUCGUUUACCUGACCGACUACCUGACCGACUACCCGAUCGCUUACCUGAUCGAUUGCCUGAACGAUUACCUGAACGACUACCUGAUCGCUUGCCUGACCGCAUACCUGACCGGGUGCCUGAUCGUGAGCGAGAUCGAGAUGGGGACCGAGACCGCCCACCUGUCGUUGCCGACCGUUUACUAGAUCGAGAUCGCGAGCGAGAUAUACGCGACCGAGACCGGGACAGAGACCGCGAACAUACCGAGCGACGAGAUAGAUUUGAUCGGCGAGAAGAGUGGGACAAUCGCCGCCCUGAACGUGAUGAUCGGGACCGACCAGUAGAGCCCUGGAAAAGGGGAGACCACCCCCCCUCCCGAGCAGACAAUCGUGGCUCUGUCGGCUCGGCGUCAUCGAUUGCGCAUCCGGUACCCCCUGCAGCAUCUCCUGCUGCCCCUGAUCGCCUGUCAGACCAGUCACCGUUGGACCAGGGCCGCAAAGGAUCGAUCUUGUCGGGCCCACCUGGCCCUGAGUCUCGACGUGAGAGCGAACGUUCAGAACCCCCUUCUCGCCCGGAACCGCCAAAGGAGCCGGCAUCUGUUCCUCAGCAUUCACCUCCCCCAUCAGCUCCCCAAGUUCCUGCGUUCGGAUCCGUGUCAGCUCCCAUCCCAACUUUACCGACGGCCAAAGGAGCCUCCGAAGGGCGUACAGGUAGCGAUGCAUCGAUACAGGCAGAGAAAGACCGCCCAGACGGACCACCUGCUCUCCCGGUACAACCCCCAACUGGUCCGAAGGCGGAACGGAGAGAGUCAUUCCAGCAAGCAGACCCAAUUCGACCCCAGGAAGAGCCAGCUCGUGCGGUACGAUCAUCUACGCAUCUAUCUGAUAGGUCUCCCCCAACUGCCCCGGCUGCAAUGGCCAAGCGGGAUUCAAUGUCAGGACCAACCGAACCACAUGUCCCCGUUAAGCCAAGUUCAAUAACGUCCUCCCCAACUCUUGCGCGACUGCCUCCGCCAGGUCCUCGGGCUCCAUCGAAAGAGCCAUCCGUCUCCCCGCGAAUGUCAACAUCAAACAUCCCAACCGCCCCUCGAGCAUACCACCAACGACAAGCUCCUUCGCCGCGGGGACCGAACAAGAGCAACAAGCCAUGGGUUCGUCGCAGCUUCAGUCGUGGUCCAUCUGUUCCGAACGUGCCUCCGAAGAAGGAGAGUGAGGAGCGUGAGAGUAUUAUUCCAGUCGAGGAGGAAAAGCCCCGCCCAGAAAGACGAACUGAAUCGCCGGAACCUGUAGCAACCCAACACGAUAGCGCUUCGCCCUCAAUGAGACUGCCAAUUCGUAGCAGUCCACCGCCUGUACCGACAGUCGAAGAAGGACCUGGGAGAGAGCCCGAUCAACCAGAGAAGGAAAAUCCCGCUGUCAUCCCCGACGACUUUGGGCAAUCAACCGACGAGGAAGAGGAAGAAAACGCGCUCUUCACCCAGGAAUAUCUAGAGGAACGGAAGCGAAUAUUCGAGAAGGACAUGCAAGCUCUUAGAGCGGAAAUGCCUCCUUCGCCUUUAGAAGACCCGACCAUUCUGGCUCUCUUGCGCCGCAUCCAGAUUCUUGGAAGGAUUGCACAGGAAGAAGUAUCGGAACAGCCCUCUGAAUCGCUCCCUUCAGUGGAAGACGAAGAACAAGAACCCACUGCAAUGUCUCCCACGCAAAACAACGAGCGAGUUGUAUCAUUCGCCCCCGCGAAAGAGCCGUCACCAGUACCCCAAACCUUCGUUCCUCCUGUCGUUUCUCGCGAUGAGAUCACCCUUGAUAGCCUUCCCUUUUUGAAUUCAGGGCCACCUACUCCCAUCUCCGAUAUGGAAGUCACCCAUGAGAAUGUUACCCACCUCGACCUCUUCAAAGAUAUUUUCCGCGAUGAGCUUUCCCAACGGCAGAAGCAAAUCGCAAAGAAGAAUGCAGUGUUGCGAGAGGAAUAUAUGUCUUAUUAUAAACCUUGGCGAAUGGAUAUAUGGGAGAUGGAUCGCAAAAAGGACAAGAAGCCGAUGACGCCUGCUCCUGCAACUCCGCCAGCACCGACUCUUCCUCCCACUCCUGCGGCCAUCCCGGAAGGUCGUGAGGGACGCCGUUAUAAGGGCAACAGCGAGCUAGAUUUCCUCAACGCUCUCAAGGCAUCGGAAAUAUCCGCACAAGAAGAACUGGAGCGUCGACGCACCAAGGAGGCGACGGCGCGUCCAGAUUUGGCUCGUGAAGCUAUCAUUCCGGAUAUGUUUGAGCCAUUUGAAGAACAGGCCAGUGUCUAUAAAGAUUUCAACAACACAAUCGAUGUCAACCAUGCCAUGGAUGUCUUCGGCUUCCUUCCGCCACCCAAUGACUUCACGAAGGAGGAGCAUCUCACUUUCACCGAUGCCUUCAUGGCGCAUCCCAAAAGAUGGGGCAAGAUUGCCGAGUCCCUCCCAGGUAGAGAUUAUCGUCAGUGCAUCGUGCACUAUUAUCUCACCAAAGAAGAGAUCAAGUAUAAGGCGAAGCUCAACAAACGAUGGAGUCGUCGGGGUCGAGGAAAGACUCGAUCUACCCGACCCAAAUCUAACGCUCUUAUUGCCGAUCUUGGGGUUGUUAAGCCAGAUCUCGAUGGCGAAGAUGAGACCCCUCAGAUUACAGAGACAGGACGGCCACGGCGCGCUGCCGCACCUACAUUUGGUGAUUCUAAUGACCCCGAAGGUGCUGCCCCUGCUCGCCGAGGCCAAACUGGUAAAGAUGGCGAGCCCAUCGAGAAGACUACCACUAGUCGACGUGGUGGACGUGGAGGAGCCCGCACGCAAAGACGCGUGAAGACUGGACCGCAAGACCCCAAAGCCCAAGGUGCGCCGCCAGGAAUCGUUCCUCUUGCAGCUCUCCCAAGUACAGAAUCUGGCCCGGAGGUGAUGAUGGAGACUGUCCCUGGGAUUUCUCAAGAGCGAGAAAUCGUCGACAAAGACAAUAUACCUCCCAACUCUCGCCCGAGACCAGGCCGCGGAAGAGCCAAAGAAGGCAUGUACGUUUUCGAAACCACCGAAGCCGAGCCGAUCAUGGCGCCCAAGCCAUCGGAGACUGGUUAUGGAUCUCUGCAACCGACGAGUUACUGGUCGGUGCCUGAGCAGCGUGAUUUUCCACGACUGCUGGCACAUUUCGGUCGUGAUUUUGAAGGCAUCUCGAAUUUCAUGAAGACUAAGACAACCGUAAUGGUGAAAAACUAUUACCAGCGCCGUCUGGAUUCGGGUCAAAAGGAUUUUGAGGAUUUGAUAGUGGCCGCAGAAGAUAAAAAAGCUCGCGGCGAGGAUACCGGUCCACUUCCCGUGCCCAGUGUAGCACCGAAGCGGCGCUACGAGGCGACUCCGUCUGCCAUCGUUCCUCGUCCACUGGCACCCCACGGUGAGCUCAUGGCCGAGGGAGAUGACACACGGUUCCCCAAGGGUAAACCUCUCGCGAUGUCUCCACAGCCAGUAUCACACCUUGGUCGCCCACUAUCGGAGAAUGAGCGCAGUGUGGGUCGCUAUCCGACACUCGCACAGGCAUCUGCUGCGACUGCUGUGCCACCGGUGGCCGCCACCCUUGGCGACGACGCUGCUCGCGCUAUGCGAGCUCAGGCAGGACCGUCAUCUCGCAUACCGGGCCCACGACUUGGAUAUUUCACCGAGGACCGGAGGGACUCAGCACUAUUGCCGCAUUCAUCUGCACGGGCCCAAGAUAUCUCUCAUCAUGGCUCCGGUGCACCCUUACCUGCAGACUUGGCUCGGAUGGACCCUAUGGCUCAGUCUGCCUAUAUUCAGCUGCCCCGAUCGGAUCUCGAGAUCCCUUCAACACAUCGCGACCCUUUCGGCCCAAGACAGUUCUAUCCCCUAUCAAGUCAAUCGAUGGGCAUGUCCCACUCGCCCCGACCUGUUUUGUCUCCUGUCAAAGAUAUCUCGCGAGCGAGUCUGACGCCCGCUCCCGAGGCCACUCGUCAUGUGCCAGCGAAGCGGUCCAAUAUCAUGAGCAUUCUCAACGACGAGCCCGAAGAGCCUCAGCCUCGAAAGCGAUUUGCCAGUGAAGCGCCCUCUGCUCCUGUCUCGAGCUCCAUCCCUGCAUCAAGAUCUGCCUAUCCACAGGCGGGUUCUGCUCGCCCCGAAGAAGUUACCAAGCCGGCUGGCUUUGGGCAGCAUGGCCAAUAUCCACCUCCAUCGCGCGGCUAUGCUGAAUACUCCAGCUACGGGCCUCCCUCUGGUGGACCGGCGACGCCGGCAAACAACGACUGGAUGGCGCGAUUCGAUCCUAGGGCACAGCAAGGUGGCCCUCCUGCGCCGACUCAGCCAACACCGCAGCCGAGCGGUCGCCUAGCUGCUCAAGGUUCUUUUGGGCACUUCGGUUCGGCAUCCGGCCAGGCACCCGGUUCUUUGAACAGUCUCCCUGUCCCGUCUCCUGCACCGACACCGCCACCUGCUGCUUCUCAGAGGUCCGCUUAUCCGAACGUCUUUGGACAGGCUCCUGCUGGCCAGCCAGCAGCGUCUGGCUCUCGUGAGAUGCCACCUCAACCUUCAACAUAUCGGACCGGCUCACCCCCGCCACGAGCGAGUAGUGCCGCCUUCGGUUCGCGGGAGGCUCCGACAGCGUCUCAACCUUCCCCGGGUCUUUUUGGAAUACCUCCUCGCCAACCCGGCUCGCAGCCCUCGUACGGCCCAGGUGGAUCUUCUACCCCGUCUGCGACCCAACCUCAUAGCCAGAGCUACCAACAACAUGUUCAGACUCUAGUCAAUGGCUCUCAUCGCUCCACUCCGGUCAACAUGCCCGUUGGACCUCCUCAAUAUGGACACAACACUCCACCACCACAAGCUCAAGGGGGUAGAUCGAUGUCGUCCCUGGCUACAAUAGGACGUCCUUACUCUCCGUCGUCUGCUCUACACCACUCAGUGAGUGGUAAUGGCAUGGGCUACGCACCUCCGCCCCAAUCCUCGUCGGCAGGGGCCAUGCCACCUCUCCACCAACGGCCACCGGGGUCAGGUUCGCUGGGCGAAUCUGUCUCUACACCGACACACCACCGUGUCUAUAGCCAAAGCUCGGCACAGGGUGGACUGCCAGGGCCUCUGCACCCAUCAUCGCAACCGCCCCGCUAG
Molecule: messenger RNA, 5787 nt
Organism: Penicillium manginii
Lineage: Eukaryota; Fungi; Ascomycota; Eurotiomycetes; Eurotiales; Aspergillaceae
Product: MYB DNA-binding domain protein
Exons: 4
Coding region: 1-5787 (1928 amino acids)
Biological process (GO): regulation of transcription by RNA polymerase II
Cellular component (GO): Set3 complex
Source: RefSeq, a predicted model, not a curated record